CGACUGUGAAGGAUUUUGCAAGGAUACAAAGUAUUAUGGAGGCCGCCUUCACGGAGAAAGACUCCUAUGCUCAGCAUUUUGUCCCAAAAGAUUACGUGGAAAUGUAUUAUUCCUUUUGUCCUGAGACAGAAGAUAAAAACAGCCUGUUAGUCUUUGGUCUGAACACUCUCCACAAGGCUUUUCACUCGGGUGGCCUUAAAGGAGACACCCUGAUUGAUAUCGGAAGUGGACCCACCAUCUACCAGCUCCUCUCGGCCUGCGAGUCCUUCCGAGAGAUCAUCGCCACAGAUUAUACCGACCAGAACCGGGAGGAGAUGCAGCGGUGGCUGAGGAAGGAACCGGGAGCUUUCGACUGGAGCCCACUGGUGAAAUAUGUCUGCGAGCUGGAAGGGGACAGGGAAAGGUGGGCCCAAAAGGAGGAGAAGGUACGAAGAACCGUCAAGCAAGUCCUGAAGUGUGAUGUGACCCAGCCCAACCCUCUGGCCCCGCUCUCUUUCCCUCCAGCUGACUGUCUGCUCUCCACCUUGUGCCUAGAAGGGGCUUGCAAAGACCUGCCCACCUACCGUUCUGCUCUGAAGAACAUCAGCUCCCUUGUGAAACCCGGAGGGCAUUUAGUCUUAUUGGUCAUCCUGGAGGAAACUUACUACAUGGUUGGCCAGCACAAGUUCUCUUGCCUCUACUUGGAUCAGGAAUCUGUAGAAGAAGCUGUGAAAUCAGCUGGCUUUGAUAUUGAGUGGUUGGAAGCGACCAAGCUCAGCCUCUCAGGGACUUUGUAUGAUGCUAAAAAGGCCUGUGUUCUGGUUGCACAGAAACACUGA
Heteronotia binoei (common prickly gecko) is the source of this 818-nucleotide messenger RNA. RefSeq names its product nicotinamide N-methyltransferase-like. Gene Ontology annotation, molecular function: N-methyltransferase activity. The coding region runs from base 36 to 818 and encodes 260 amino acids. NCBI's taxonomy places the organism in Eukaryota, Metazoa, Chordata, Lepidosauria, Squamata, Gekkonidae. The record is from RefSeq and is a predicted model, not a curated record. The transcript is spliced from 3 exons. Gene Ontology annotation, cellular component: cytosol.